ACCCCUGGGCUCUGGGGGAAGCAGGCGGGCAGGGACCUGAGAGGCCGCAGCAGCUGGGCCUGGGAGCUCUCAGCUGCCUUCUGACUUCCUCAUGGGGGUGACGCCAAUUCCCACCAGCCGAGUGGCUGGAGCCCGGGUGCCAACCCAAGAGGGCACUGGGGGCCCGGCGGUUAAAGCUGGCUUCAAGCAGUUCAAGCUCCCUGCGCCCAAAGCAGGAGGGCUUUGAGACCGACAGAUGUACAGCAAUAGUGAUUCAUAUUAUCACGGCACAGGGCACUUUCCUGCUGAGCUCUGGGAUGCCAGCCCAGGGCAGAGAUGGCAGAGAGCGCGUGCUGCAAGCUCGUAGAUUAUUUGAACGAUCUAGAAGCGCGGGAAUUCAAGAUGUUCAAGUUUCACCUGGAGAACUAUCCGCUGGAAGACGGCUACAAGCGCAUCCCCCGCUCCAAGACAGAGGCGGCCGACACGAUGGACAUAGCUCGAGCCAUGGUCCAGGCUUACCAGGAGCCCAGGGCUCUGCAAAUGGCCGUGAAGAUAUUGGACGGCAUUAGCCGGAAGGAUCUGUCGCUAAGGAUCCAAAAUGACAUGCCGGAGGUUUUCCGUCAGACGCCAGAGCAGGCUGGCGCGAGAGAGGACAGCGAGAAGGACCAGCAGGAGGAGCUGAUCUCGGAUAUGUGCGAUCGAUUUUUCGGAACCAAGAAGAAAGUGGAGGUGAAGCUGGAUCCCAACACCGCUUUCCCCACUCUGCUGAUCUCCCAAGACCAGAAAAGCAUGAGGCUCGGAGACCGCCCCCAGUACCUUCCCAGCAACUCCGAGCGUUUUGAUUUCCGGCCCUGCGUGCUGGGUGCCCCGGGCAUCAAUAGGGGGCAGCUGGACUGGGUAGUGGAUGUGGGUUCCGGGAAAGGCUGGAUCGUCGGCGCCGCCCGGGAGUCGGUGGAGAGAAAGGGGAUUCUCUACAUAACGGCUGAGCGGGGGUUCUGGGGGCUGGAGUUUAACAAUGGGGAGUACCAGGCGCUCAGCACCCCUAAGACGACGCUUUUCUUACGGGCGUCUCUGCGCAGGAUCAAGGUGCAUCUAGACUACCUCCUUGGACAACUCUCCUUCUACAACAACGACACCAUGGAGCACAUCUUCACUUUCAACUACCCCUUCUCCGAGAAGAUGUUCCCCUUCUUCUUGACCUGGGACAUGGACGUCCCACUCCAACUCUGCCCAUGUGACUGAGAGCACCUCCCCACCUUACGUUUUGCAAGAGCAGGGAUGUUAUACCCCAGUGCCUGGCCAAAAUUCCAGCCCUGGGAAUGAGCCGCUGCCACCAGCCUAUGUAUGUCCACUUUCGCUUUCACGUCCUGUCCGGAUCGGGUGCGUAGCCUCCUCGACUGUCUCGCGUGACUUUGUCAGGUAAUAUUUUGUGUUUCUUGACGUCUCCAGCUCUGUUAGCCAAGUUUUUUUGGUGAGAAUCUGUGCUUUCAUUUAAAAAAAAAAGGAACUAGUUUUCUAACCCUUUGAGUUGCGGAGAAAACCUGUGAAAACCUGACCCGAGAAAGGUCAAAACCCAGAAGGCAAAUGUGGAAAAAAAACCUCCAAGGUUUAUUACUGUAUUUGUAAAAUCUUGUGAUUUUUUUUCAAGUCAUAGACUCAUAGACUCAUAGGUCAGAAGAGACCAAUAUGAUCAUCUAGUCUGACCUCCUGCACAAGGCAGGCCACAGAACCCUACCCAUCCACUUUUAUAACAAUCCCUAACCCAGGACUGAGUUAUUGAAAUCCUCAAAAUUGGUUUGAAGACCUCAAGCUGCAGAGAAUCCACCAGCAAGCGACCCAUGCCCCACGCUGCAGGGGAAGGCGAAAAACCUCCAGGGCCCCUGCCAAUCCGCCCUAGAGGAAAAUUCCUUCCCGACCCCAAAUAUGGCGAUCAGCUAAACCCUGAGCAUGUGGGCAAGACUCACCAGCCAGCACCCAAGAAGGAAUUCUCUGCAGUAACUCAGUUCCCAUCCCAUCCAACAUCUCCCCCAGACCAUUGAGCAAUCCAAUUCAGAGGGACUUUCAAGUCAGCAAACUCACCAGUACAGCAAGACUCACUGGGAUGGCGCCUCCUGCUGGUCAUAUUGGGAAUUAGCUCUUGUCCAGCCCAGAGCGCCCUCUGCAGGCUGGUGUCUCACCUGCCACUGGCCCCAUGUCUGUCUCGGACUCCGGGGCCCUUUACUUCGGGGUUCUGUCCCAGCAGUAUCCCCUCGUUCUGAGUCUCCUUUCCCAGAGGAACCCCCAACCUUCUAAACCCACCUUGCCUCAGUGGCUGCUGCCAGUCAUCAUCUAGCCCCUGCUCACUGGGGCAGACUGCAGUCUGUAAUGGCCACCCAUCAUUGGCAAGAGAAUUAAGACCUGCUGCCUUUGCCUAUUCCCAGGCUGUAUCUCUGCAGCCCUAGUACCUCUGUCGACCUUCAACAAGGCCCGCAGCCUGGGGUUUUACCAGGCUGGAGCUCCCUUGCUCCCUUGCCCUAUUCCUCAGCACUGCUCCAGUUCAGGUACCUUCCUCUCAGGCAGCUAGCCCUUCCGCCUCCAGGGCUGGAGAGAGACUCCUCCAUCUCCUGGCCUCCAGACCUCUUAUCAGGGCCAACUACCCACUCAGCUGUUUUCAUGGCUUUUCCCAGCCAUGAUGGCUUGCAGUCUUAAUGCAGCAUCUUCUACUAAACACCCAGGAGAUGACGAUGGCUAGCAGCCUUAAUGCAGCAUCUUCUGCUAAGCACCCAGGAGAUGACGAUGGCUUGCAGCCUUAAUGCAGCAUCUUCUGCUAAGCACCCAGGGAAUGACGAUGGCUAGCAGUCAUACUGCACCGUCUGCUGCCAGCCUAAGAUGUAAAGGAUAGAUGGAGUGGAUCGAAACAAGAAAUAGAGCAGAUUUGGUUUGUAUUCAUUUGCUCUCUCUUUCCUCCGUGAAAUAAACAGCCUGCUAAACCCA
Molecule: messenger RNA, 2952 nt
Organism: Gopherus flavomarginatus (Mexican gopher tortoise)
Lineage: Eukaryota; Metazoa; Chordata; Testudines; Testudinidae
Product: E3 ubiquitin-protein ligase TRIM7-like
Exons: 4
Coding region: 316-1221 (301 amino acids)
Molecular function (GO): protein binding
Source: RefSeq, a predicted model, not a curated record